Exophiala aquamarina CBS 119918 is the source of this 480-nucleotide messenger RNA. RefSeq lists its product as uncharacterized. NCBI's taxonomy places the organism in Eukaryota, Fungi, Ascomycota, Eurotiomycetes, Chaetothyriales, Herpotrichiellaceae. The transcript has a single exon. The record is from RefSeq and is a predicted model, not a curated record. The annotation marks the transcript as partial.
CCGAAAUCCAAGCCCAGGCCCGAGUCCAAAUCCAUCUCAACCCUGGAGUCGGAGAUCGCAGCCACAGAAGCAAAGCUUGCAGCGACACUGUCGCGUCUGUCGGAGGCACGUGCAAGAAACGACGAAGCCCAUCCGGCUUGCAGCCUCGCUCUAGCAUCGUCAUCAUCACCGACAACAACCACAACAAGUACAAGAAGGACUACCGCUGUUCCUACAGCUCCUUCUACGGGCAAAGGACAGGCCAUAGACGGCGCGAGCCUCUCACUUGCCCAUGAUCGCCAACAACAGCAACAGCAACAGCAACAGGAACAGGAACUACUCUCGCACGCGCAGGGGAUCUUCGAGGGCCACAUCGCGCUGCUGAAGCGGUACAAUUCGACCAAAGACAUCGCGAUGGGCAUGCUAUCGUUGAUCGCAGACAGACAAGGGAAGCGCCUGGCAGAAAUCUUGUUGGAGCGGGGGGUUGGACGAGGAGACUGA